UUACAGCAAAUAAAUCUAGCGUAAUUUUUUUCAAAAUUUUUUAAAUGUUUGCCGUCAUAUUAAUAAACAAAAAAAUCAAUAACAACCAAAUUGCAAGUAAAACAGCAGAACAUUAAAACAUCAGAACUAUUGUUAAGGACGUUAGAUGGUACGACGCAAGAGCAUAAUGCGUAAUCUGGCCAAUCAUUUAUCCAUGACAGCAUAUCAAAAUUUAAUGGCGCCCAAUGCAGAUCAAAUGUGGCUGCGCAGUCUGCAGCAACAAAGCCUAAUGCAACAGCAACAACAACAGCAGCAGCAACCAGUGCCACAAUCGCUGGUGUCCUCCAUGCAUAAUAUGUGCAACAAAAUGGCGGGCGCGCUGCCGCGCAUGCCGGCGUAUACGCAACCGGAAUACAGCAGCCGUAAAUUGAAUCGACUGCGACGUGAGCUCAUGUCCUAUCCGCCAGAGUUUAUAACGCCAGCAAUGAUGCCGGUUUAUCAGCAGCAGCAGCAGCGGCUAGUGCGGCCGCCGCCAGCAGCAGCAGCCGCGCUGUGGGCAGCGCCAGCGCCAAUGCAGAGCUUGCCCAGGGAAUACAUCAAACCGCCACGACAGGCGCUAACUAUGAAAGCAUUUCUGAAUCGCCAGCGUGCGCAGUCUGGUGAUUUAUCCAACUACUUGCGACAGCAGCUGCUGCAGCUUAAGCAGCAACGACGCCAACAACAGCAGCAGCAGCAACAGCAGCCGCCAGCAGCUAAGCAGGCAGCGCGAACUAAUUAUCGUCCUUUUAACUUUGGCAAAUGCGCCAGCAGUUAUACGGAUUGCACUACAACAGAAAAGUUGCCACCAGCAGCACCACACGCUGGCAUACUAAAGAAACCCACACGCUUUGAGCCAACAAUAGCGCACAGCGCCGAGGACUUCAACUAUGUUAAGCUGGCCAAGCAAAUGGGCAAACCCACGCCCACAACAGCGCCGCGCGUGCAGCGGGAGCAGCUAACGCGUGAGGCUAAGCGCGCGCUAAAGCGAACGCAGGUAAUAUCCAUAAAGGAGGAGAGCCGCAUGCUUGCCAAAGAGUCGCUGAAGAGCAACAAGUCCAAGUGCAGGCAACGUGAGCACAAGAGCUACAGCACACAGACGAGCACAACAACGCUAACGAACUCUGAGCUGUGCUUGGAAAGCCAAACCAGCGACAAGAGUCAACCGCAGAACUCACAGCUGGCGCUGGAUCGCUUGGCAAAUGACAUAGAUGUCAAUCUGACGGCGCUGCAACAAUUAGUUGCAACAGAGUUGAAGCAAAAGGCAGCCAUGGAGCAACGUUUCAGUGCGCCAGAGCUGCAAACUGCAGCACCAGCGGCUUGUGGCAGGCAGAGCAGCAAAUUGCUGCUUACUGCAGCCGAGUUGCAGCUGCUGCAGAACAUAUUGCUGGAGGAGCAACAAAGCAGCAACAGCAACAACAACAAGCCGCCCAUAGCGCCAAAGCCGCAGCGUCAAUUGAACUUGAACAAACUAUUUGAGUCACAUAAGCUGCAAUGCAAUGAGUCAAAUCCAUUGUGGCAGCAACUUAUGCAGCUGGCAACGCAGCUUUGCAACAACAAGCGGCCAAGCAGCGAGUCACGUCUGAAUGCUGGCAGCGAGCACAACCAAAAGCAAUAUUCCAUUUAUCUAAUGGUUGCCUCGGACGAUGAGGACGAGCAGCAACAACCACAGCAGCAGCAGCAACAGCAACAACCGCAACAGCAGCAGCAACAGCAAUCUCCAGCCCAACCUGCACCCAAGCUAGCUGCCUGCAAUCCCGCAGACUUUGCGCUUCACUGCAGCCACAGCUAUCAGCAGGAACAUCCUGAAGCUUUGCUUACCAAAAGGCGCAAGCGUCGUUUACGUCGCCGCUUGACUCCUUUUGGUUCAACAGCUGCGCUAUCGUCAACUUCGCCCAGAGCAUCGAUGCCACGACGUCCGCUGCAUUGGCCCAAGUUGGACUAUUCCGCUUUUAUGCUGCAGCAGAAGAAGUUGCUGCGACGCCUGCCUAGUCGCACGCGUUGCAAACGCUGCGGCAGCGCCACACGCAACUGGCGUCUUAAUCACCAAUUGAAUUCGGAACGUGAUCUCAAGAAGUCCUAUUGUCGUCUCUUGGGUCCAGUGCUCGCCAGCAAGGCGCUCAGCAAUCUGCCCUACGCUAGCUUUUUGCGCACCUAACUGUGAGCAAGCAUCAACUAAUUGUUGUUUAAACAAAUUCUUAGUGCACUACAUGAAUCGCAAAAAAAUCAAAUCAUAGACCAAAGACGAGCCACAGCUAAGCGACUUUUCUAUAAUCUGCGCUUGUUUGCGAUACAUGUAGAAUUUUCUUCUCUGACAUAAAUUGUUGUGGUAUAAAAUAUAUCUGUUGAGCA
Drosophila busckii is the source of this 2367-nucleotide messenger RNA. Its product is annotated as transcription factor SPT20 homolog. Lineage: Eukaryota; Metazoa; Arthropoda; Insecta; Diptera; Drosophilidae. Bases 146 to 2173 code for a protein of 675 amino acids. The record is from RefSeq and is a predicted model, not a curated record. The transcript is spliced from 3 exons.